AUGAACAUCAAAAAGAAACAAAGGUUCAUAAGGAUCAAGUUCAAGAUCAAGAUCAAGAUUUUCAUCAUAAGUGAGAAAGAAAACUCGAGUGCUCUGCCUUCUGGUAGUGACAAUGAAAAUGAAUCAUUGAGGGAAAAAAAUCGGGUUUUAGAAGAAAAGGUUACUGACUUCAAUACCAUUGCAUCUAAAGAAUUUGAAAAUAUCGAGCUAAGAGAAAAAAUUGAAGGUUUGGAGAAAGAAGAGCCGAUAGUUCUUGUCCGAGAGAUGAAGGAAACACUUGAGGGAAUGAAAAUUCUCGUUGAGAUCAUAUCAUCACCAGCAGUGCACAGUCAACUAAAUGUACAACCUCCAGGUUUUGGUGUUCCAUCGCAAUAUUUAAGUAGUCCAUCGUCAAGUUCUUGCCACAUCGGUGCAAAAUUGGUAAAACUAUGGGGAGAAGUUUUCAUCUGCGAAUCUGUGCCUAAAAAAGUGAAAACAAUCUUGAAGUCUAGUGGUCAGACAGAGUUUUCUCGGAAUCGCGCAGUUACUGUCAUCUUGGAAAAUUUAUUUUCACCUGAGCAACUGGCAAAUAUGUCACUGUCAGGCAGAAAAAGUCCAGGAAUUCCUGACGCUAUUCCAAAACCGAAAAUUCCGGACAAAAUCCAAGAGGCUAUUCACAAUUUCAUGCAAGCAGCAUGGGGCGAGGCAUUUUCAAUCGAGGAUGAAAAAGGGAGCGUUACGACUAUGGCUGUUCUAUCAACCACCCAAAUCGAUAAGGCAAUUGGAGCAAGGUUAUUGGCCUGUCACACCCACCUAAAAAAGAAGAAAAAUCCACAAUCUCAGGAAGACCAUGAAUAGAAGAUAUCGCCUCUCA
This is a messenger RNA of Daphnia pulex (common water flea), 853 nucleotides long. RefSeq lists its product as uncharacterized. The record is from RefSeq and is a predicted model, not a curated record. NCBI's taxonomy places the organism in Eukaryota, Metazoa, Arthropoda, Branchiopoda, Diplostraca, Daphniidae. The coding region runs from base 1 to 837 and encodes 278 amino acids. The transcript has 5 exons.